This is a messenger RNA of Ostrinia furnacalis (Asian corn borer), 1784 nucleotides long. Its product is annotated as cytochrome P450 4C1-like. NCBI's taxonomy places the organism in Eukaryota, Metazoa, Arthropoda, Insecta, Lepidoptera, Crambidae. Gene Ontology annotation, molecular function: heme binding; iron ion binding; oxidoreductase activity, acting on paired donors, with incorporation or reduction of molecular oxygen. The record is from RefSeq and is a predicted model, not a curated record. The transcript is spliced from 10 exons. Bases 105 to 1601 code for a protein of 498 amino acids.
GAGCUUGUUCUGAUAACAACUAUUGAAACUGACCGAUCGUCAUCUAUUAAACUAUUUGUUAUUAUUAUUAUAUAUCUUAUAAUUAAGCUCAAUAAUAAUUCACAAUGACGUUCCUAGUACCGAUACUAGUAUGUGUGGCGUGUGUGUUGUUCUCUUACUAUCUGUGGAAGAAGAGUUGUCCUGACACGGACAACGAACCCCCAAAGUGUCCUGGAGGCCUGCCUUUAUUGGGACAUGCUCUUAAAUUCGUGGGAGACAGCAGCCGUCUGUGGCGUGUCAUAAAUGAUUUUGGCAACAAGAGUUAUGCUAGAGGCGGGGUAAUUUCAGCUUCAAUUGGGCCUAGGACUAUUUAUGCUGUGACGGAUCCUGAUGAUGUCUUCGCGAUAACCAACGCCACUUUAGAGAAGGACGGCAUCUAUGACUUUGGAAAACCAUGGAUCGGGGACGGACUUAUUACAGCCAAACCGAUAAGUUGGAAGAAUCAAAGAAAGCUGCUGAAUCCGGCCUUCAGUCAGACUGUGAUGGACAGUUUCAUGGGUGUAUUUAAUAAACAGGCACGGAAACUGGUAAAGGACUUGGAGACAGAAGUAGGGAAGGGCCCUUUCGACCACUGGGAGUAUACUAAGCUUAAUACUCUUGAGACCACAUGCUUGUCAGCCCUUGGCGUGGACUUUACAGACGAUACGAUUCUCAACAGCCAGUACGUGACAGCGGCAGAGGAGAUGUUCGGCACCAUAGUGGACCGCUUCCGGAAGUUCUGGCUGCACAGCGAUUACACCUUCAGAUGGAGCAACUUGAAGAAGAAGCAGGACGCUUGUUUGAAGAUACUGCACAAUAUGUCUAAUACCGUGCUCAAAAUAAGAAAAACUGAAUUCAACAGCAACAACACACUCUCUGAUAGAACAACUGGAAAUACUUCAGGCAAAAAAUUCAAAGCCCUCAUGGAUCUACUCCUUGAGUUAUCCGUGGAGAAGGGAGUGAUGAACGACAAAGAGAUAAGAGAACACGUGGACACGAUGAUUGUGGGCGGCUACGACACGACCGCCGCCGUGUUAAUGUUCACACUUCUAUUGGUGGGAUCCCACCCUGAGGCGCAGGAGAAGGUCUACCAGGAAUUAAAAGAGGUGUUUGGUGACUCAGAUCGUGAUGUGGAGAAACACGAUCUUUCCCAACUGGUGUACUUGGAGGCAGUCCUUAAGGAGAGCAUGAGGUUAUACCCGAUUGUGCCGGUGAUGGCCAGGCGGCUGGACAGAAAUUUGCAAUUGAAAAACUACACGCUAGCAGCUGGUCGUUCCUGCUUCUUGUUUCUGUUCAAGAUUCUCAGGCACCCCAUAUGGGGGGCUGAUGUGGACCAAUUCAACCCGGACCGGUGGCUGGACCCGGCCACGCUGCCAGAAAACCCAAACGUGUUUGCUACCUUUGGCUUAGGCAGGAGGAAUUGUAUUGGCAAAACCUACGCCUACGUGUCGAUAAAAACAACCCUCGCUCAUGUUCUCCGUAAAUACCGCUUCAAGGGUGACCACACACAACUGGAAUUGAAAUUGGACGUAAUGCUAAAACCAGCGUCAGGUUACUACGUCAGCAUUGAGAAACGGAAUUAGAACUAGUCUUUUAUAACAUUUUUACUCAUUUGGGGUGAUUGAAAACCAAUAUAACUAAUUUAAUUCUAGUAAUUUUCUGAUGGUUGGUUUCAAGGGAAGGUUAGGUAUUGCAUUUAGUAGCUAUAGAUGAUAAAAUUUUAUUAUAAAUCUUUAGGUAAAUGAAUAAACGCUGAUAAAUCUGCA